Messenger RNA from Aspergillus ibericus CBS 121593, 1966 nucleotides. RefSeq lists its product as uncharacterized. Bases 139 to 1500 code for a protein of 453 amino acids. The transcript has a single exon. The record is from RefSeq and is a predicted model, not a curated record. Lineage: Eukaryota; Fungi; Ascomycota; Eurotiomycetes; Eurotiales; Aspergillaceae. Gene Ontology annotation, molecular function: protein binding.
CGUGACGGGACUUGAUUAGGAUCGUCGAUCGGACAAACAGGGGACCUCGCCGAUGAAGACUCUUAUUUAUCAGGCCCAUCGGCCCUUCUCUGGCUCUUCAAUUCUCUGAUUCUUUCUCCUCGCUAUACACGUCAGGUCAUGUCCCUCCUAUCCCUCCCCACCGAGCUCGUGAGCAUCGUUUGCAGCUAUUUGGAGCAGUCCCACUGGUGCGCUCUUCGCUUGGCGUGCCGGAGUCUGUACGCCAAGUCCCUCGAUGCCUUUGCCAUCCGCGUCUUCAAGACCAUCACCUUCUUAGUGACCACUGAUAGUCUCCGUCGCCUGAAAAAGAUUGCCGCCCAUGAUUUCUUCCGGCGGCGAGUCCAAGAACUGUGGGUUGUGCCGGAACUGUUUGGAGGUCUCUAUGACGCCGAAAUAGCCAGUUCCUCCCCCAUCAUAGGAAGAAGGCUGCCGAAUGGCCAGGCGCUCACGGCUGCGGAUGUCGAGAGCAGUUAUGCCACUUAUCAAGCUAUAGUAGCAGAUCAUCUCAGCAUCCUUGAGGCUGACACCUUCAGUGAUGUGCUCAAGAUCUGCCUGGAGAGCUUUGAAAACCUCGCCGUCUUCGGACUGCGAUAUCGCCAUGUCUCCCAUCUCGCAUCGAAAACGGAUACCCGCUGUCUUGGCCUGCGCAGGUUAGAGGAACAGCUCAACUGCAAUCAGACCUACCCGCUGCGACGAUUUGGUGGUUUUCACACCCGCGUCGCCAGGUCCCACGCAUUGGCCUUCUCGGCUUUUGCCAGAGCGGCCAUCGCAUCCAACCAAGGCAUCACCAAGUUGUACACUUGCCGUCAUCAGUGUUGUGGUCUGACCCCCCAAUACUUGACUCUCACCCCUGAGCAGUAUGAGUCUCUGCUGCCGCUCCUGAAUCAUGUCAAGAAUCUACAUCUCUGCAUCUGUACAUUCGGAGCUCAAUCGGAAGAGAUCAUCCUCAACUAUCUUCUUGAGAUCCUCGCAGCGACUGCCCCUAGCCUUGAAGUGCUGACUUUCUCGACAUGGAAUCGAGACCACCAACUGAGCCCUCCUGAUUUAUCCGGGAUCUCGCGGCGCAUUCACUUCACACGCCUUGCAGAGCUUCAUCUCCAUGAAAUCGAGAUCGCUUCCGAUGCCUUCCAACGCCUUGUACGCAGCGCCGCGCCGACAUUGAAGACCCUUACCCUGAAAGCCAUCAGCUUGACGGACGAAGCGAUGUCCACGGUAAUCUAUAGAGACGAUAUCGAGCGCUCCUGGCAGCAGGUUCUAGAUUUUUUUCGGGAUGAACUGUCUCUACAAUCUCUGCACAUGGUCUUCCUGUUUCACCGGGGCCAGAGGGUGGAGAUAAUCGACCGCUCGAGUCAGCUCGCCGGCAAUUUGAGGCCCAACGACGGUACCCGCACUUUUUUCAGUGCCGACCGAGCCCGUAUCUCCUUCAAAGACUGGGUUGGCCAGCUCAGACCAAACCUGCCAGUGAUUACCGAGGUGGCAUAAGGACCGAGGGAUCACAACUCGGAGGGUCGUACAGUAGGGGCGGGAGCCCUUGUAGAGCGACCCUUGCAAAAUGAAGAGCCAGAUCAGGCUCGUAACACUUUCUCCCUUAUAUAUAAAAUGCUGAAAGAGAAUUUGGCCGACUCGAAUGAUAGGGAAUGUGGCUAUCGCAGGAUGCUUAUGUCAGCUACGCCUGCGGCGAUCCUCCCCCGCUCGAGGAAUUAAGCCUUGAGAGCAAAGUUGCCUGACGCAUCCACAACGAAGUUCUUCAGGAUCAGUCUCGUGUCGCAAUCAGCACCAGACACCCUCGCUCUUCACUAACCGAGGCAUGAACAGAGAAUCGUCCAGUCACUUACUUCAUAUCAUUGCUUUUGAACAUGGGUGAUCAGGGUGAUGAGCCGUUGCAGGUUGGUCACCUUCAUUUGUGGGCGCAUUCGCCAAUGCGAUGGCCCGGGCUAUACAGGUGAAU